GCGCAUCAUACUCCCAACAACAAACAUAUAAGUAACCGGAGAUCCUCUGGUAAAUGAAGUUCUCUUAAUCAGAAUCAGAAUCAGAAUACUCUCUCAAUUACAUUUCCAAUCAACCAACUUCAAUCCCAUCUCGACCAAAACAAUUUCCUAUACUACUUCACACAAAAUGUCCGACCAGACCUUCCACACCACCACUCAGGAUAUUCGCAAGCCUGAAUCCAAGAUCUCCCAAGCCUACCAGGGAAAUACCCCUAAGAACUCGGAUGUCUCGGCUAUGAAGUCCCUCCUCGGCGAGAACACCGAUAAGAAGCAGCAGAUUGAACAGACCAAGUCCAACCUGCCUCUACCUGAUCAGCCACCAGUCGCUAGCGACUGGAACUCCUUAGACCAGAGGACCGUCAACGUUGGCUCUGGCCGCCACGAGGGACCUGUGUCUGGAGAGGGCAACAGCGCUCUGAGAGAGCCCGCAACCGCUAGCAGCAGUGUCCGUGUAGAUGGAGCAGAGUUGCACAAGCAAACUCAGCCUCUGGGCAAUGUUGGGCGCCAGGGGAAGGACAAUCUGAGUGAUCUUCCCAAGGAUGCUCUGGCACGGUAAUUUAUGAUUUUAGGAGUUUGAUGGAUACCGGACGUGGUCUAUGGGCUUUAUACAUCAUGAGCGCAAUUAUCUUUGUAUUUUAGUAGCUAUUCAUGCAUAACAACACAUGAAAAGUAUUUACUCGGAUGAA
Molecule: messenger RNA, 725 nt
Organism: Aspergillus pseudonomiae
Lineage: Eukaryota; Fungi; Ascomycota; Eurotiomycetes; Eurotiales; Aspergillaceae
Exons: 2
Coding region: 167-595 (142 amino acids)
Source: RefSeq, a predicted model, not a curated record